Molecule: messenger RNA, 3417 nt
Organism: Drosophila bipectinata
Lineage: Eukaryota; Metazoa; Arthropoda; Insecta; Diptera; Drosophilidae
Source: RefSeq, a predicted model, not a curated record
UUUGUUUUCGCAAUUUAAAAAUCAAAACAAUAAAAGCUUUUCCAGACAAAAGAGUUAAUUUAACAUCCAAAAAGUGUUACCAAAAAAGUGUUGACACAAAAGAUGGCAAACAAUGGCUAGGAACAGAAACAGCUGAUGGGAAACAAGUCGAAAACCACCCCCGCCACAGGAAGGGAACAAAACAGAGAAGGGCGAGAGUCUCAGCUCAUUUGCGCUUUACAUCUGCUGCGGUGGAGAUAAGUUUCUCUUGCUGAUUCAAAACUUAAUUCAAGUAUCGGAGCCCCAGCAACCACAGAUGCUGCUAAAGUAUUGACAGUAGUCAAGCCGCCCUGCCCCCGUCUGGAAAUGAUUCGGACGUUGUGAAAUAGUGGGCUUAGUCAUCGGAUCCGAGGAAAUCCCCUCUAGAAAUGGCUCUGGCCAGCGCUGCCGCUGCCCUCUUGAAGGGCUCCCAAACGCCGCUGCAGCAACUCCUGGAAGACAUCAACUUUCAGCGGACCAAGGAGAUGCGCCAGUUGCUCAAGGAUGAUGGCGGAUUUGUGGUACUUCAGGGCACCACCUACUGGACGGACCUGUUCGUGCGCCACUUCCUUUUCCAGACGGAGCCAGUGCACAGCAUCGACUCGGACGAUCUGCUUUUCUUUGUGCGGAAGAAGCACGUAAAAAGCUCCUCGCGCCACAUGCCAAAAUUUGAGACUGAAGUGGAGGUAUUCCGCAAGGACUCGCGCAAACUGCCAAUCGGCGAUCCCGAUGUAGACUGGGAGGAGACAGUGUACCUCAACAUGGUGAUCCAUCAGUUUGAUUACACUUUGACCCUGGCCAUCUGUACCAGGACCUCGCCCAAGGAGCUGCAGGUUUUGAGGAGGCAUUCACAGCGUGUCUAUGCGAGUCCUAGUCGCCGGAAGAUGGACACCAAGGGAGAGGGCGAGGAGAUCACCUAUCCUCACAUCUGCUUCAUGGUAGACAACUUCGAUGAGGUGUUCAGCGACAUCCUGGUGCGCGAUGGAGAGAUGGUCUGUGUGGAGCUGGUGGCCAACGACAAAGAUGGAGCGGUGCAGGGAGUGAUCUUUCUGGGUUCCAUUCGCUACGAUGCAUUGAAGAAAGUCUACGAUGCCAGGCAAUCCAGUCUGAGCUCCAAGGUGGCGCAACGCAUGUCCUUUGGCCUCUUUAGUAGCGGAGCCGGAGUCCAAACUCGCUGCGAAUUCGUCCGUAUGAAGGGACCUCAGGGAAAGGGCCAUGCGGAAAUGGCGGUCACCAAGCCGAAGGGUUCCGGGGUGGAAACGCCCACCAGCGAGCCGGGCUUCUGCGCCACGGACAUGUGGGAUGAGUGGGAGGAGGAAAACGACGACUACUGCACGUAUCGCCACCAAAGACGCCUCAGUGAUCCGAGUGCCAAUCUGAACAACUUCUCCCGCUACGGUUGGCGCACAAAGAACUCCAACAACCCGGACAUGGUGGGCAGCGGCACCAGUUCCAGUGUGGGAGCCAAGGCGCGCUCGGAGAACGAGGGUCUCGAUUCGCUGGCCAGCGAGGUGUCCGAGAUCGAGGCUGGGGACUUGCGCGACGAUCAGCAACGUCCUGCUUUCUCGGCCUCCGCGGCAAAACUGCACCCAAAUCCGAACUGCGAAGCCCACAAACAAGCUUCCGGUGACCCACAACAAGAUACGGUGUCCCAUACGUCUCCUGGGAGCUCACCGGAGAUCCCAGCUGCCGCUGCUGUACCGGCAGUGACUCCGCCACCACUUAGUGCUGCCGUCGAAGUCACGGUCGUCGGGGAGAGUAAUGGAACUGGACAAAGCUCCUCAACGGGAUGCAACUGCUUCGGUGGUAAAAAGUGCAAGAAGCGCUGGGCAGCGGGCAAGAGCUCCGACACUCCGGAGAUGUCCGAGGUAUACUGCCCCAGCUGCGAGGAUCCGUCCAAUGAGUCGCCCGCCUGUCUGGCCAAGAUGCCGGACAAGCGACCCACGCGACUCCAGAAACCCAAGGCAUCUAGCAUACUGAGUGUGGAGAGCGAGCUGGUGGUAGGGAAGAGGAGUAGUUUCAGGCUGCCAUCGGAGAGUAAGCGCAAGCAGCAGGGUGGAGGCAUAACCAGGAGCGCCUCCCUGAGCGCCGCCGAUCGCAGAACCAGCAUUCCCACGGCCAACAAGAAGAUUAUUCCCCCCAGACUACGCUCGGCCAAGAACAAGGAUCAGGAUAAGUCGAAAGACAAUGACAAAGAUAAGGACAAGAACAAGGAGAACGACAAGAAGUCCUCCAAUCAGAAGGUUAAUGGCAGUUUCCUGUCCAAAAUGUCACCCAAACGACUUAAAGGCGGCAAGGACAAGGACAAGGACAAGGAGGGCGACAAGGAAAAGGGGAAAACGAAUGCUCCAGCCAAAAAUAAAGCGGCAAACAACAACAAUCCUAAGCCGGAGGAGAGCUCCAAAAGCGACGAGUACGAAAUAGCCGAUGAUGCCACUUCCCUGAAUGGCAGUGAGUCGGAGGGAGCUGCCGCCAAGAUGGCCAUUCUCAGUGAGAGCGACAGCAAGCUCAUGAUCAGUGUGCGAGGACGCGAGGAGCUGCCUGUGGUGGAGUCCCCCAAGACGCCGCCGAAGCGCUUCGAGAAAUGUGUUCGGGUUCCCGUCGGAGAAUCGGAGAAUCAUCCACUGCAGCCAAACGAAAACAAUGAGAACUUGGAGGUGCUCGACGAAAACAAAGUAAUCUCACCCACGGAACUAACGCCCAUGUUGGACGUGGCCAAUGGGAAUCAGGAGCCAUCGAGUGCUACCCUACCGCGGACCGCAAAACAGGCGCAUGUCAGUAAAAUGAUGCACCUGGUGCCCAAACGCAGAACUCCCGAUGGCACUAACAUAUACUACUGGUGCGAUGUGCCCAAAAAGGCACUAAAAGAGCUAGACGAUGGCGCUUAUAAUCCCCUGUGGACCAGUCGUGGCUUUACACAAUCCUUUCAUUUUUGGAAGGAAAACCGAAGACAGCAGUCCACUCCGCUCAACGCAUUCCUCACAUAUGUGACACUGCCCUGGUGGAGCAUUGCAAAGGAUCUUUUGGAUCACCGGGAAACGCCUAUUUUGACUUUUUAGUAUUAACUUGAUUUGCGAUUGUGAUUAUUCUUUAUAGUCCCUAUAUGCUUUAUAGUCCUCACAUGUACUACACGAUCGAAUGCCAACCAUGUGAUCACUCUCAGUUCAAUCUAUCAGUAUAGAUUUGCUUUGUUCUUGACCAACGUUAAGUUUCCUAAAGCGCAUCCACACGGAUCCAACUAUACAAAUUUAUAAGCUACGAACUACGAACUACGAACUACGGAUAGUUGACGAUAGACGACACUGUUACCGAUGAUAUGGGAAUAUAUACAAAUUGUAAUAUUAUUUGUAAAUUGUACGGCAACAUUUACACCACGAAAUAUAUUCGAAAUAGAAAAAA